This is a messenger RNA of Rasamsonia emersonii CBS 393.64, 945 nucleotides long. Its product is annotated as FHA domain protein. Gene Ontology annotation, molecular function: protein binding. The record is from RefSeq and is a predicted model, not a curated record. The annotation marks the transcript as partial. The transcript has 3 exons. Lineage: Eukaryota; Fungi; Ascomycota; Eurotiomycetes; Eurotiales; Trichocomaceae.
AUGGCAGGCAAACACGUGGUCGUGACGCUCCACCCGGUCUACUCGCCCGAUACGCUGCCCUUUCGUUCGUUGACCUUUUCCUCCGACAACGAUACCGUUACCAUCGGCAGAUCAUCCAAAUCGCAGAGCAAGAACUUGGUCCCUCAGCACAAUAAUGGCUGGUUCGAAUCUCGAGUCAUGUCUCGGAACCACGCCCUGCUCGGCGUUUCCUUGCAGAAGGAGAGACCUUCCGCCCCAUCACAGUUCGUUGUGAGUGUCAGUGGUUCAGUAACAGGCAAGCCCCUCCCAGCCGUGGCUUUUCUUUAUGGUUCCCCAUUCUUUGACUUAUUGCUGACUUUUAGUAGCAGCGAUCAGGAGAAAGUUCACCCCGACUCCGAGACCGGAAAGCCGACAACAAACAGUUUCUCCGUCCCGGACGAUGAUGAUGAGGUGGUAGAGGUGUCGCCAGACUCGCUCUCGGCAGAGAUGCCCUCUGAGCAUCAUGUCGUCAUUCCUGAUUCAGACAGCGAGUCUGAGUCCGAUAGUAGCAACGAGGUGGAGCUAUCUUCACCAGUUACUUCACCAGAAACCAAACAUUCGGAUGCAUCAGAGGCGAGAAACGUCCAGACUGCCGUGAAAGGCAGCAAACAUGAAACGGAUGAUGCGAACCCCUGUGAAGGUUCUCUGCAGAGCCCUAUUCUUCUCGACCGUGAUGAGCCACCGCUGAAAUCUGGAGGUCACCGAGCCCGUCCAGCAGGCAUGCCGCCUCAGCGGGUGCUGGGUCAACCGUUCGGCCACACUCCACCUGGUGCCUAUCCCAGCUUCCAAGAAGAUGACCAUGUUGAAAUCCCGGAUAACGACCAGGACAGUGCAGAUGAUUCGGACCAGAGUUCUGACGACGAUUGGAACAGCAACCGGGAGGAUUUGAGUGACGAAGAGGGCUCAGACUCUAACAUGUCUGCUAAG